AUGGCGACCUCCACAUCCACCUCCAUGUCCUCAAUGUCCACCUCCAUGACCAUGAACAUGGUCUUCACAAACACCCACACCACCCCCCUCUUCUCCACACAAUGGACCCCCACAACCAGCGGCUCCUACGCCGGCACCUGCGUCUUCCUCAUCAUCCUAGCGAUCCUCGCGCGGGUGCUCGUGGCCUUCAAAGCCCUAAUGGAGCGACACUGGCUCGACGCGCACCUCAACCGUCGGUACGUCGCGGUGGCGGGCAAAUCGCCCGAGGCCGGGCGCAUCGACACGGACCCGGAGGCCAAAGUGGCCAGCUUGGUGACCGCGCAGGGUGUUGAGGAGAAGGUCCGCGUCGUGCGGACCGUCACACACGCCCCGCUGCCGUGGCGGUUUAGUGUGGAUUUACCUCGUGCGUUGAUCUUUUUGGUGAUUACAGGGGUAUCAUAUUUAUUGAUGUUGGCCGUCAUGACCAUGAACGUGGGGUAUUUCUGCUCUGUCCUGACCGGGGCGUUUCUGGGGGAGUUGGCCGUGGGGCGGUUCAUUCAGUGGAACGAGCAUGGACAUUAG
Aspergillus heteromorphus CBS 117.55 is the source of this 561-nucleotide messenger RNA. RefSeq names its product copper transporter family protein. Lineage: Eukaryota; Fungi; Ascomycota; Eurotiomycetes; Eurotiales; Aspergillaceae. The record is from RefSeq and is a predicted model, not a curated record. The transcript has 2 exons. Gene Ontology annotation, biological process: copper ion transmembrane transport; intracellular copper ion homeostasis. Gene Ontology annotation, molecular function: copper ion transmembrane transporter activity. The coding region runs from base 1 to 561 and encodes 186 amino acids. Gene Ontology annotation, cellular component: plasma membrane.